Messenger RNA from Suillus subalutaceus, 1604 nucleotides. Its product is annotated as MFS general substrate transporter. The transcript is spliced from 10 exons. The annotation marks the transcript as partial. NCBI's taxonomy places the organism in Eukaryota, Fungi, Basidiomycota, Agaricomycetes, Boletales, Suillaceae. The record is from RefSeq and is a predicted model, not a curated record.
AUGUCGGCCACUGGAGAAGAAAAGGCCCAUGGAAGCGGAUCUGAAACUUCAUCUACUGACCAAGUCGAGAUCUACGAGCGUCCGAGAGGAUGGAGGGGUGUUUACUACCACCCAGCCACACAGGUCUGCUUGGUUGGCGUCGUGUGCUUUAUGUGCCCGGGAAUGUUUAACGCCCUUACUGGUCUUGGCGCUGCUGGUGCAGUCGAUGCAACUACCAGCGCAAACGCGAAUUCUGCUCUCUAUUCUACUUUUGCAUUUUUCGCCUUUUUUUUCUGGGUCAGUCGCCCGCAGUGCUCGGUAUCCUCCGUGCACAAUGUGGUUGGACCUAGAGUUUGCCUAUUGCUCGGAACAUGGGGAUAUUCUCUGUUAAUCGGGUCUUACUUUGCAGCGAGCCUUCAUCCCGGUGCAGGCGACUUUGUUGUCGCCGCCGGAGCUAUCUUGGGCGUCUGUGCGGCAUUGGUAUGGACGGCGCAAGGUUCCUUGAUGAUGGCAUACCCGACCGAGGCUCAGAAGGGGACGUUCAUUGGUUACUUCUGGGCUAUCUUUAACCUAGGAAGUGUCGUAGGCUCCUCGGUGGCCUUCGGGUCGAAUUUUAACUCCACGGCGAACAAAGUUGGAAACGGAACCUAUAUCGGAUUUCUGAUUCUCUCCCUUACUGGCGUUGUCUUGCCCCUCUUCCUUGCAGACCCAUAUAAGAUGAUCCGUACUGACGGAACCAGAGUCGCACCUAUCCGUCACCCUUCUUGGAAAACUGAGUUUAUCAGUCUAUUUGUGGCACUGCAAACGGACCCUUGGAUUGUCCUCUUGUUCCCCAUGUUCUUCGCCAGCAACUACUUCUACACCUGGCAAUUCAAUGAUUAUAAUGGCGCCCUAUUCAACAUUCGCACCCGCGGCCUGAACAACUUCGUUUAUUGGACUGCUCAGAUCUUUGGCUCAUUCUUCAUCGGUCACUUUGUUCUGGAUUUGAGACGGUUCCGUAGACGUGUCCGUGCAUUCUUAGGCUGGUCGAUUGUAGUAGUCUUGGUUUUUGCUGUUCAUCUAUGGUCAUACUACUACCAAUUGACUUAUACUCGCGCCUCCGACCCUCCUACAGCCGUCAAGAUGGAUAUCGACGAUCCAGGUUACCCUGCACACGUAUGGCUCAUGAUUUUUUAUGGUCUCCUCGACUCUAUGUGGCAGACAACUGCCUACUGGCUGAUGGGCGCUAUGUCCAAUGACCCCGCAAAGCUCGCCGUGUUCACUGGCUUUUACAAGUGCUUCCAGUCUGCUGGAUCCGCUGUUGUGUGGCGCCUCGAUGCUGUGCAAAAACCAUAUAUGAAUAUUUUCAUUUCUACUUGGGUCCUUGCGGCUGCCGGCAUGAUAUGUGCCUUCCCCUUAGUCUACGCUCGCGUAAAGACUACACGGAGAUGGACGAUGAGGCUCUGUUGGCCCGACCAAACGUCGAGAAACUUCCUGUACCGUCUCAGAAGAAAUAAAGCGACAUGUGUUCGCCCAGCAAGAGAGGAUGUAUUUAUGACACACGAACUUGUAAUGAGAUUUUUGUUGUUUUUGUAUCUUCGAGUAUCUGUUGUCGUCUUGCUAUCAAAAGGAAUCGUGCGUUAUAG